GUGCUCGCGGCGAACCAGUCUCGAGGGCCUACGCGCGCCUCUGCUCAUCACGAAACUCCGAACUUACAAUUACAAACACCAAUUUUACCACUGUGCAAAAAAAAAUUACGUGAUUCUCACUCAAAAAAGUGUGGUUCCCGAAAAGUUUUAGUGCUUUCAGUGUCAGCUGUGCGUUUUGUCUCUCUCUGUUCCGCGGAAAGGGAAAGGAAGGGAUUACGCAGGGCGCGUUGUUUUGUUUUCGUAAUACUCGACAAAAUAGAGCGGAUUCACUAAAAAAAUCGCUUCAAUAUCUUGUACAUACAAGAAUAUUAUAAGUAAAGAGCAAACAAUACCACCACCCACGAAGAUAGAUAACGCAGAUCCCGCAGGAGUUAAUCUGGCGCAUGGAGACAGGAAGCAUGUCGGUAGUGCGGCCCUAGAGUACUCCCCUGAGGGACUCCUCGCUCUAACAUGCCCAGCUGACAGUAUACGCUCCGAGACAAUGCCGGCGGCACCAAAACAAACAAAUGCAACACCAAAUAUAAAACCCUGUAAAGAAACAUCGACUGAGAAUAACAUAUUAACUUUUUACGUCGUAGCUAUUAAAGAUAGAAAUAUGGCCAACGGUAACCAUUCCAAUGAUAAUUUAGACGAAAUUCACGAAACGACUGAUUUAGAUAGAUGUAGGAUAAACGAAUAUUCCGAAACUCGAUGCCUUCCACGAUGCGUGUUGCAUAAGAAAGGAGUCGUAUACGGAAAAGAAUCGAUUAUGAAAAAGCGGGUGGCUGACGUAUAUGGUGGUGCAAGGAAGGCCGGUGAUUUGAAUUUUAAAUGUGCGCGGGAGUGGCUGGGAGCCUUCGGGAGGACAAUGGACGUGUGCGCGCGAGUGGCCCUCGUUGGGAUGUUGUUGACGCUGGUAGCGACGAGCGAUGCGGCGCCGGUGCGGUCGCGACCGACGAGAACUACACAACACCAUGAAGGAUCAGUGGUAAGUCCUUAA
Ostrinia furnacalis (Asian corn borer) is the source of this 979-nucleotide messenger RNA. RefSeq lists its product as uncharacterized. The transcript is spliced from 2 exons. The record is from RefSeq and is a predicted model, not a curated record. Lineage: Eukaryota; Metazoa; Arthropoda; Insecta; Lepidoptera; Crambidae. Bases 482 to 979 code for a protein of 165 amino acids.